AUGUAUGACCGGGCGCCCCGCUUGCUCAGGUUGUCUGAAGGUGGCAGCACUGAGGCCCAUGUGGGUCCUGGGUCCUACCAGGUUCCCCUCCUGAAGCAGCAGGUGACAGGUGGUUAUACACCAUUUCUUUCUUUGACUGCCAGAAAAAGUACUUUUGAUACUUUUCCUGUUGCCUCUAACAUUGAGAAAGUGGUUCCAGGUCCAGGAUACUAUAAUGUUUCAGAAGCACAGAAAAUUUCAAGAGCACUUACUAGAAGUAUUGUUCCUUCAAUUCCUUCUUGUGUGAAGUCAUGUGGUUAUCUUAUUAAAGAGGAUGACAGCCUUAUAAAAUGUUUUCCACCUGCUAGUGACAGUACGCUAGGUCCAGCCUAUUAUAAACCUCAAUUUGGUGUUUCUAAUGCAACUUUGAAAUACAAAGGUAUACAUUUUGGCAACUCUUCAGGAAGAAGGGAGUUACCUAAAAAGUCAGGUCCUGGUCCUGGACAGUAUGAUAUCAUUCAGAAAAAGACAUUACAUUAUGAAAAUAUUAACAUCAAGAAAGAUGAACAGCAAAAUUACUGCACAUUCCUCCCACGAUUAUAUGAUGUGAUAAUAUUGCAGGAGAAAAAAAAGAGAUUCUUACCUAUAAAAUCAAUCACCCCAGCUCCAGGCACAUAUAAUGAACCUCGAACUGCUCUUAUGUCCUUGAAGACAACAUUAAGACAGAAAAAUAUCCCAUUUGGUCAAAGUGCUGCUCGAUUCACAGAGGACUUCAGGACGGCAAAAAUGCCAGGUCCUGCUUUGUAUAAUAUCCUGAAUAAUACUAUAAUUGCCAAAGUUGGAAAUAUCUGCUUGAAGAAAAAACGUACAAGUGCAUUUGGUUCUACUAUUCCUCGUACUUUUUUCCUGGUUCAGAAAAAACCUUCUACUCCGGGGCCUGCUGAUUAUCAGGCUUUUUGGAAUUCACAGACCAGUGGAAUUUCUGAUGAAUUGCCUAACUUGACUAAUAAAUACGCUGUUUUCCUGUCAAGAGCAGAAAGAACUACUAAAAUGCCAGAUAUGGGUGUUCCACCACCAGGCCGCUAUGAUGUACAAAAAUCAUAUGAGAUGUCCCAAGUUAAACAUAAAUACAUGCCACCUCGUAGUUUAGUAGCCAGAAGGAAACAUACCUCUUUUCUUAGUGCGGCACCUCGAUGCCUGGGAAAAUUACCUGAUGGGCCAGGGCCUGCAUCAUACAAUCCCAUUUUAAGGAACUCUUGCCCCAUGCCCUUAUUUGUUAAUACAUCAAAACGCUUUGAAGAUUCCAAAGAGAUUACUCCUGGCCCAACAACAUAUGAGGUUUGUCAAUAUUUCUCUGUUAUCAAUGACACAGAUGUCUAA
Molecule: messenger RNA, 1359 nt
Organism: Nycticebus coucang (slow loris)
Lineage: Eukaryota; Metazoa; Chordata; Mammalia; Primates; Lorisidae
Gene: STPG2
Product: sperm tail PG-rich repeat containing 2
Exons: 10
Coding region: 1-1359 (452 amino acids)
Source: RefSeq, a predicted model, not a curated record